Messenger RNA from Pygocentrus nattereri (red-bellied piranha), 3530 nucleotides. RefSeq names its product FERM domain containing 4Bb (gene frmd4bb). The record is from RefSeq and is a predicted model, not a curated record. The transcript is spliced from 24 exons. Gene Ontology annotation, biological process: establishment of epithelial cell polarity. Lineage: Eukaryota; Metazoa; Chordata; Actinopteri; Characiformes; Serrasalmidae. Gene Ontology annotation, cellular component: adherens junction; cytoskeleton; bicellular tight junction. Bases 125 to 3064 code for a protein of 979 amino acids.
GAAAAAACCGGGCGAAGGCGUGGUGAGCUUCAGCUUCUCCUAUUGAACGCCGAGCGAAGGGAGGAUGCGGGCAGCAAAUCCAGCAGCUUCCAGGCUAAAUCCAGCUCUCACACCCUUCUGAAAGAUGACAGAGGGACGCCUCUGCCAGGUUCACCUGCUGGACAACAGGACACUGGAGCUGCUGGUUCAGCCGAAGCUGUUGUCGCGGGAACUCCUGGAUUUAGUCUCCUCCCACUUUAACCUGAAAGAGAAGGAAUACUUUGGCUUCACUUUUGUUGAUGACAUUGGUCACUGUAAAUGGCUACAGCUGGACCGCAGAGUUCUGGAACAUGACUUUUCCAAGAAGACUGGGCCGAUUGCCCUCAAUUUUCUGGUGAGAUUUUACAUAGAGAAUAUUUCUCUGCUGAAAGAGCACACAACGGUGGAGCUGUUCUUCCUCAAUGCAAAAGCUGCCAUUUAUAAUGGUGAUAUUGAGGUGGAGAGUGAGCUGGUGUUUAAACUGGCUGCACACGCUCUGCAGGAAGCUAAGGGGGAUUAUACAAGUGAUGAUAACACCAGGACAGAUUUAAAGAAACUUCCCACUCUGCCAACCAAAGUCCUAAAGGAGCAUCCUUCUCUGGCUUACUGUGAGGAGAGAGUGAUUGAGCACUAUAAGCAGCUGAAGGGCGUCUCCAGGGGUCAGGCUAUUGUCCAGUAUUUGACCCUGGUGGAGUCACUGCCCACUUACGGAGUCCACUAUUAUGAAGUGAAGGAUAAGCAGGGUCUGCCCUGGUGGCUGGGAAUCAGCUAUAAGGGAAUCGGCCAGUACGACAUUCAGGACAAAGUAAAGCCAAGAAGGCUGUUCCAGUGGAAGCAGCUGGAGAAUCUAUAUUUCCGGGAGAAGAAAUUUGCAGUGGAGGUGAACGACCCUCACAGGCGAGCGGUCACUAAGCGUACAUUUGGUCAGACGGGUUUGGUGAUCCACACCUGGUACGCCAGUCACUCUCUGAUCAAAACCAUCUGGGUCAUGGCCAUCAGCCAGCAUCAGUUCUACCUGGACCGCAAACAGAGCAAGGCAAAAAUAACUACAGCGAGAAGUUUGGGAGAUAUCGCUAUGGACCUGACCGAGAACGGAGCAUCUAAAACUAGUAAACUCAGUGUGGCAGUAAAAAAUCAGCUCAUUAUGGCCAGCAACGGCAGCCUGGUCUCUACAGGUUCAGCUGACUCUGAGAUUAACGAUGAGCAGAAAAAGGAGAAACUCUCUGAGCUGAGGAAAAAAGAGAGAGAAAUCCAGGAUGUCCUGAGUCAGAAAAUGGCAGAGCUAAAGAAGAUAUGCCUGAGGGAAGCGGAGCUAACAGGCAAACUGCCAAAAGAGUACCCAGUAACGGCAGGAGAGAAGCCCCCCGGCUUCAGGAGGAGGGUGGGGACUGCCUUCAAACUGGACGAGCUUUUCCCAUAUAACGAGGACCCAUACCUGAGGAACCUGGAGAGUCGCUUCGCUCUACAGCAGAAGAUUGUGGAGGCUGCGAAAAAGCUGGCAACAGAGUCUGACAUCAGUAAAACAGUGAAAAAGAAGCGGAGGAGGAACUGCCUGGAUGCCAUGCAGAGGCUGCAGGAGAUAGAGGAUGAGAUGAACCGCUAUCGAGUUAAGAAGGGAAAAAAACCCACACAGAGAGCAUCACUCAUCAUCGCAGAUGAACUGGCUCCCUCAGAAUGCAGUUCCCUUUCUGACAGCCUGAAUCUGGAUGAUGAUGAUGAUGGAGCCCAGCGUCCACGCUCACGCUCUGUUCAGUGUUCACCACUCCUUACUGCUGCUCAGCCCAGCCUGGACUACGAUCCAGACAGAAGAUCCUCAGAGAGCGACCAUGACAGAGCACUCAGCAGGCUGGAGUAUGAAGUACAGGGACCUGGACAUUACUACAGCCCACGCGAGGUUUCCUCAGCUGGCAGCAGUCCGUAUAAAACUGUCCCCCGGAGACAGGUGGAGAAUCACAGCGACAGUCAGAGCCCCAUGACCCGCAAUGCAUACAGCAGCAGCCAACUUGGCUCUGAGGGUGCUCUCAACGGUUUCCGGCACCGCAGCGGCAGCCUGGAGUCCCAAUCCCAGCUCCUACGCUAUCCUGGGUCAGACCGGGCCAUUUUCCCUGCAUCCCCGACACGCCGCAGCAACAGCAGUGAAAUUCUGGACGACUGUUCAUCCUACACCAGCCUGUCCAGCCCGUGUCCAUCCACACCUACGUACCGUACGCUGGAUACCCGGACGCACGACUACCGGCAAAACCGCAAGGUUGAAAUUUACGGAAACACGGGUAGCAUGCCCAACCUGGUGCCCAACAGCUACAGCAGCACUUAUAACUACCACCCGCAUGCCCACUAUGGGCCCACCGCUUACUAUGUAGCCGGCUACACCGCUUCUGACUAUGAGCCUUACGCUAACGGUGCUUACAUGUACGAAAGUGAACUGGAAGGGCAUUAUAACGUCAACCCCUCAUACAAUGGGCAUGUCUACCAUGGCAACAGCCGCAACGGGCAUUACGGGAUGGAGGGAAUGGAUGGCUUGUCUCAGAAUCCCUAUGCCACUGUGAGGCCGCCGCGGAGCCGACAGGGGCCCAGAAAUGAACUCUUAGCUAAAAGCAUGCAGAAAGCUCUGGUGGUGGAGCACCUCAGAGGAUGGUACAACCGCAACACAGGGAACCGGGAACACGGAGGCCGGAGCCUAUUGUGCAGCUACGACUAUGACAGAGGAUCCCAGCACAGCCUCGGAUACCAAACGCUGCCCGCUCCAUUCAGCCGGGCCAGCCGAGCUGACUCAUACUCGUCAGUGUCCUCCACAGCAAGCGGAGGGGUAAGCUGGCACACUCCUGCAGCAGCGGGGCUGGCCGACAGUGAGCUGGAUGGAGAUGUGGCCCUGACCCCUCAGCCCACCUGCCCUGGAGCCUACAGCACUAACUACAGCCUCAGCCCCUCACACGGCAGGUUCCAGGCUGAGUGCAGUCCAGCCAGACGCUCUGAUUCCCUCUCGAACCCCUCCGACUCUGUGGAGGUGUUCGGCGCGAUGGCCAGCUGCUCUGACUCAGACCAUUAAAGAGAAAGCACAAUGGGACAGAGUCUAGGUGGAUGCUGAGGUGUUUUCUGUUUCACAGAUGGACCAAAACUAACAGGCACAAAACAACCCCGAUACGAACGAUAAGCACCUGCUCUGAUGAAGCUGAAGCGGAUCUCGGAGUCUUUACUGUGCCUUGGAACUGCAGUCAGUCAGCGGGUUUCUAACACGAAGAUGGAAGCUUGAUUGAAAGGACUGAUAAAAUUAAUUGAACCUUAAAGGUGGUUUUGGACCCAGCAGUGCUUAUACAGUCAUGUAGUCUAAACACUGAACUAAGAGCUUCAGUUUCUCACUGAGAGCAGAGUAAAUCAGUCAGAGUCACAACUAGUGAAUGUCUAUACGUAUAGUCUAGAGAUUUUGUGAGAAACAAAAAAAAAAACCUAGCCAUAAUACAUUAAAUUGCCUUUUUUGUACUCCAUGUUUUAAUCCCAUAGCACUGUUUUUUUAA